This is a messenger RNA of Phaedon cochleariae (mustard beetle), 3673 nucleotides long. NCBI's taxonomy places the organism in Eukaryota, Metazoa, Arthropoda, Insecta, Coleoptera, Chrysomelidae. The record is from the annotation of a GenBank genome assembly.
GUCCACAGUCCGGUGACAAUGUGCAUGGUAUUUGUAAAAAAGUGACAAACGUCAGGCGGUUUUCUCGAUUUUUGCCGUAUUUUCGAAGUUUUUGUGUUUGGUGACUGUAUUGUUAAUUUUUUGUGAUGCAUCUAUUGUGAUUUGACAAAUAAUAAUAAUAAUUCAGAAUGAAACUUCCCGAAAUUAUCUCCUCCAAAACCGACAUGCUACUCCACGCCCUAAAAAUCUACUGGAAAAGCCUCUUCGUCCUCAUCUACCCUCUCGUCCUCCUGCCCCUCUUCCUCACCAACAACACCACCGCCUUCAGAUGCCUCUACGUCGUGUGCCUCAUGGCAGGCUUCUGGGUCUUCGAAGUACUGCCCCUAGCCAUCACCGCCCUUCUGCCCAUGGUCUUCUUUCCCCUCAUGGGCAUUAUGGACUCGGAGAAGACCUCGCUUUGCUACCUCAAGGAGACCAACAUGAUGUUCGUGGGGGGCCUCAUCAUAGCUAUAGCCGUCGAACACUGCAAUUUGCACACGAGGGUGGCGCUGCACGCCAUAAGGGUGGUCGGAUGUAGCCCCAGGCGACUCAACAUCGGCCUGUGCACCGUCACCAUGUUCGUGUCGAUGUGGAUUUCGAACACGGCGGCGGCCGCCAUGAUGAUUCCCAUCAUCGAGGCGACGUUGACCGCCCUCGAGGAGCAGGGCAUUGGGGAGAUGUACGAAAGCGAAGAGCUCGAUGGCGACAUCGCUCACGUGAGCGUCGAGGGCGAGUCGAAGAUGCCCACCAAGACGACCAUGUGCUACUUCAUUUCGAACGCGUACGCGGCUAGUAUCGGGGGGUGCGGGUGCAUUAUUGGUUCCGGCACGAAUUUGACUUUCAAGGGGUUGUACGAAACUUUGUUUCCGGAUAGUCCAGGUGUGGAAUUCACGAAAUGGAUGAUCCUCAACGUACCCCUGAUGCUGAUCAUAAUGUACGCGGGCAUCGUGUGGAUGCAAUUCUGGUUCAUGGGCCUGUUCAGGCCGAGCAGCGUGGACGCUAAAAAAAUCCGGGUCGGUCAGCAAGGGGAGGCGGUCGCCCGGAAGCUGAUCAACCACCAAUUGGAGCAGAUGGGGCCGAUGUCCUUCCACGAGAAGGCCGUCGGGCUGUGCUUCGUGCUGUCCAUCACCCUGUGGUUCUUCAGGAAGCCGCAGUUCGUCACCGGGUGGGCGGAGCUUAUCACCGAUCACAAGGUUAAGGACGCGACCGCAGCCCUCAUAGUCGUCCUCAUCAUGUUCGUCUGCCCCUCCAAACCUGACUUCAUCCACGCGUUCAGCAAGGACGAAUCUAAACGGCCGAAAACCGCCUCCACCGCUCUGGUCUCCUGGAAGAUCAUCCAGCAAAAGAUGCCCUGGGGCCUGAUCUUCCUGCUGGGUGGCGGGUUUGCCAUGGCCGAGGGCUCCAAGGUCAGCGGCAUGAGUCACAUGAUCGCCGAGCACCUGCGCGGGUUCGCCACUCUGAACAAGUAUUACGUCAUGAUGAUUUCGGGCGGUAUGGCGGCGGUGUUGACGCAGUUUUCUAGUAACGUGGCGUGUGCUAACGUCAUUUUGCCCGUGCUAGCAGAAAUGUCCGUGGUGGCGAAGAUCCACCCGAUGUACCUGAUGAUGCCGGCCGCCCUUUGCUGCUCCUUCGCGUACUGCCUGCCCGUCUCGACACCGCCAAACGCCAUCGCCGCCGGGCCCUGCAACAUGCCCUCCACCGAGAUGGUCAAAGUUGGCCUGGGCAUGACGGUCAUCUCCAUGGCGGUGCUCUUCACCGUCUUCCCCUUCUACGCACCGCUCAUCUGGGACCUGGACGUCUUUCCCGUGUGGGCCAACUCCUCCGAUUAAGGAAGUUGAUAGCUCUGACUAUAUAACAAUAAUAUAGAUACCGCAAUGUAUUUAUAAAUAAUUGAAAAGUCUAUGCCAACAAGCCUAUAAACUCCGAACACAGAUGAAUGAAUGAAUGGAAUCGCGAAUGGUGGGGAUAUCUUCGCGGAAUGAUUGCCGUAGAGUUGCGAGAUUCUUCAUAGAUAUAAAUGAGGAUAGAUAGACAGCGCGAUUCAUUCAUGAAUCAUUGAAAAAUAUCCUCCAACUGGGCCGUGUGCUUCUAAGAAUUGAUUCCUUCCUGGAAAUUUCUUUUUCUCGUAACUCUUUUCUCUGAUUUUUGGGAAAUAUUUCAAUUUUUUCGUGUUGAUGCUCGGAAUAUUCGUUUGCUGUCGUGAAUGGUAUGACGCAUUAUCUAUAACUAUCACUGAAUUUGCACCUGCAACAUGACCUCUACCGAGAUGGUCAAAGUGGGCCUGGGCAUUACAGUUAUUUCCAUGGAGGUGCUCUUCACCGUCUUCCCCCCCUACGCGCUGCUUAUCUCUGGGACCAACUCCUCUGAUUGAAUAGAUUCAUUCGUAAAUCAUUGAAAAGUGUACGCCAAUAAGCCUGGAUGCGUGAAUUAAUGUUGAAAGGUUGAUAGGGUUCCUAAGUAUAUAGUCCUUAUAUAUUGGAUACAAAAUAAUCACGUGAUAAAUUUUGGGAGCAGAAAAACUUUAAAUGCAUGCUGUUGGAACAAGCUCGGCAGCUUUCACGGUUAUUUAUAUAAAAAAAUACUUUUGAAAUUAGCCGAUUCUUGGUGAAUAUAGGUAUCACGUAUAUGUCAAAAGAUUCAGCUUCUCUCCUGAUGAAAUCAUGUGUUUAGUGAUAGUUAUACUUGACUUUCAGUGACGUCCAAAAAAUCGGAAAUAAAUGCGGUCAUUUGGAAUUUAUGAUGGCAUCUUAUUACAUUUGGCAAUCAACUCCAUGUCGAAGGAAUUAUUGCAAUUUUUGCAAGUUAUAUGAUGAGCGAUGAAGUAGGUUGGUAUAGCUAUAUGAUAAUAUGUCUACAGUAAUGUAAAUUAUUAUGAUCAAUACAUAAUAUAGGUAGGUAAUUAUAUAAUUUAUUUGAAUUGAAUUGAAUGAUAUGAUGUGGAAUGAUCACUCAGGCUAUAUUCAUAAUUCAACUGGUCAGUAAUGUCAGUAAAUCCAUACCUACUGACUCUGCUGAAGAUCUGUGUUCCGAAAUAUAAAAUCGAAAAUACAGAAUCGGAACUUUGUCAGUUAUCAGGUUUUCACUUCAUGUUAUAGUUUCUCGUUCACCUGAACUAUAGAUAUUAUUCUCAGCGUCAAUUAUAUCAAUUACAGGCAUUUUCUGAUAUCAAAAACUGCAUUAUUGAUCUCUAUUAUUGAUUAAUAAACGGAAAUGAAUAAAAUAAAAGAAUGACAGUUUACCGGAGCGUUUUGAUAGUCAGCAAUUUCAGCAGAAAGUUGAGUCGAAAUAUUUUGCAUUCAUUAAUAUUAUGUCUGCUCACAAGGAUCUGCAGAAUCUUUCACUUUCAGUGAAUUUUUUGAUUUCGCAAUGAAAAAUCAACAGAUUCAGUAGGUACUGUCAGUUGAAUUCGGAAUAUAUAGCCUCAGUCAGCGAACACCGUAUAUUUCUCUCGUUCUGAGUUUGAUGAAUUCGUAGACAAUUUUUUGGAGAUAUGAAAGAUACUCACCUUGAUAGUGAGUGAAAAAUAGUGUUAGAUAAUGAAUGAUCUAUCAUGGAGAUGUUAUAAAAUAAGCACAGGAAAAUAGUUAAUAUUCGUUUUAAAUAUUAAUAGUUUUCUAGCUGUAUCAUUUCAGGAACUAAUAAAGCAUAAAACAUG